Leptosia nina is the source of this 783-nucleotide messenger RNA. Lineage: Eukaryota; Metazoa; Arthropoda; Insecta; Lepidoptera; Pieridae. The record is from the annotation of a GenBank genome assembly.
AUGGCUAACACUAGUGGGGCAGUAAAUAACGAACCGUAUAUGGAAAAGGAGCUUUUACUACCCUACACUCAUAUAUCACGCAUUAAAAACAAACAGCUUCGUGUAAAACUCCCACUUGCUUUUAAUGAGUUUUAUAAAUUACCGGAUGAACUGGCAAAUAAAAUCGUGGACUUGGUGGAUAUGCUCCAUAAUGGUACACUACUGAUCGAUGACAUUCAGGACAACACCCUGAUCCGCCGUGGUGUGCCAGCGGCACAUUCUGUUUAUGGGAUUCCCCUAACUCUCAAUACUGCACUCCAUGUCAUUGUAUUGAUGGUAACAAGACUGCUAGAAUUAGGAAAUCCUAUGGCGAUAAAGGUUUUCUGUGAAGAAUUCCUAGAAGUUAUCCGCGGUCAAGGAAUCGAAGUUUAUUGGAGAGAUAACUUUAUUUGUCCAACGGAGGAACAGUAUGAUAAAAUGAAUAAACAAAAAACGGGACACAUGUAUUUGCUAAGUGUUCGGCUAAUGCAACUGUUUAGUAAUAAUAAGACGGAUUAUAGCGAUCUUGUUCUAAACAUGGGCCUCUAUUAUCAAUUGAGGGAUGAUUAUUGUAAUCUUGUUCACCAGGAGGCCCUUGAAGAAUGGACGACUAGAGAUGAAAAGAAGGCUGAGAUAUUUUGUGAAGAUUUAUCAGAAGGGAAAUUUUCGUUACCUAUAAUCCAUGCAGCUGGAACAUCGGAUGGAGAAGCUGUACUUCGUAUCCUUUUCUAUUUAGACCAAUUUUUGUUACAUGAACAGACAUAA